Messenger RNA from Trichomonas vaginalis G3, 743 nucleotides. RefSeq names its product protein of unknown function, DUF4106 family. The annotation marks the transcript as partial. NCBI's taxonomy places the organism in Eukaryota, Parabasalia, Trichomonadida, Trichomonadidae. The record is from RefSeq and is a predicted model, not a curated record. The transcript has a single exon.
AUGCCACGUAAGCUACGUAAGAAUAUACGUAAGAGGAAGAGAGCAUUGAAACAUCCAAUAGUAAAACUGACACCACAACAACAGUUGCAACAACAAAUUAUGAAUGACCCCACUAUGUUGCAACAAAUGUCAAGCAACCCUAUGCUUUUAAACCGAGUUAUUGGUGCACAGAGUGGAGGUUUAAGAGCGGCACUUUUAGCGAAAAUGGCAGGCUAUGGUGGAGCUGCAGACGGAACAGCUUAUAACCCUCAAAGUCAAAUGAAUUUGAGUUCACUCAAAAAUCAAAUAACAGAUGUCAAAAAGUCAAACAUAGACAUACAGAAACAAAUAAGUGAAAACGAAAAGAAACUAGAAUAUGACAGACACACAAAGAAACUCAAUGAGUUAAACGUAGAGAAAAAGAAGAAAGAAGAACAACUGAAAGAACUAAGUACAGAGGAAUAUGCGAAAAAAGUGUCAGAAAAAGCAGCAGAAGUAGCAAAAAUGGAACAAGAUGUUAUAAAUUUGAAAAACCAUACUACUCAAUAUAAAGUACUGAAAGAUGAAGAGAUAAAACAAAAAGCCCUGAAGACAUAUAUGGAUAGCGAUGAGUAUAAAAAAGAAGUUGAAGCAAAUGUAAAGGCAGAAAAACUUUUACAGUUGCAAAACCAAACCGUACAGUAUGAAAACUUAGCACAAGAAAGUAAAAAUAACGACGCAGCCAUGCAAAAGGCAAUGAAAAGCGCAGAAUAUAUAAAAGCUAA